This is a messenger RNA of Arachis ipaensis, 1829 nucleotides long. RefSeq names its product Sucrase/ferredoxin-like family protein. Lineage: Eukaryota; Viridiplantae; Streptophyta; Magnoliopsida; Fabales; Fabaceae. The record is from RefSeq and is a predicted model, not a curated record.
CAAACCCCUCCGCAGAGGAAACAGCACUCACUCAUUCACUCACUCACUCACUCAUUCAUUCACAGUCUCACACUCACCAACCCCAUACACAGAACAAAGAAGAAGAAGAAGAGUGACCCAUCACUUAACUGGUCCCAAAGAUUCAAACUUUGAUAACGAUUUAGAACAAGGAUGAUGUCCAGCAGCAAUAGGGACAGAGAAGAAGCGCCACUUACAUUCACGAUCCCUUCAUCUUCUUCCAAUUCCUCACCAAUCACCGUCUCCGACCAACUCGACAGCUACCUUGCAGACCCUAGGAGUGCUUCUGGAAGCUUCCAGAACGAGGGACUCCUCGGUGGCGGCGGUGGAGGAGGAGACCCUGCUGCCGAAGCCGAAUUCGGCUUCACUCGCCCGGAUUUUAGGCAGAGCCCUCUCGCCGGCACUGUCGAGCUUUAUGAGCGCCACGUGUUCCUUUGCUACAAGAAUCCUCGGGUUUGGCCACCGAGAAUCGAGGCGGCAGAGUUUGAUCGGUUGCCGAGGUUGCUCUAUGCAGCUGUCAUGGCUAGGAAGAACCACAUGAAGAAGGAGACUCGCUUAACGAUAUGUGAGGGUCAUGAUGGGACUGAAACAUCAAAUGGUGAUGUAUUGAUCUUUCCUGACAUGAUCAGAUAUAGGAGACUAACACAUUUUGAUGUUGAAACGUUUGUCGAAGAAGUUCUUGUGAAAGAUGGAGAAUGGCUUCCUGGAACCCCGGAAGCAUUGAAAGGUUCAUAUGUUUUUGUGUGUUCACACGGAUCCCGUGAUCGUAGAUGUGGGGUUUGCGGACCUGUCUUGGUCAGUAGAUUCAGGGAAGAGAUAAAGUUACAUGGUCUUCAGGGUAAAGUGUUUGUAAGCCCAUGCUCACAUAUUGGGGGGGAUAAGUAUGCCGGAAAUGUUAUUAUAUUUAAUAGGUCGUGUGCGUAUGGAGAAGUCACCGGGCACUGGUAUGGAUAUGUUACUCCAGAUGAUGUUCCUUCAUUACUUCAACAGCAUAUUGUGAAAGGAGAGAUUAUAGACUCCUUAUGGAGGGGUCAGAUGGGUUUAUCAGAAGAUGAACAAAUCAAGAGCCAAGAACAAAGGUUUCUGCUUAAUGGUUUGGGAAGUUUCGAAGAAGGCAAUGCAAUGUACAGAUCUCAUGACAACUCUGUGGGAUGCUGCCAAACAAAUGGAGUGAGCUGCUGCCAAGAAAACGGAGUCUCUUCCUCUUCUCAGAAUCAUGUGUUAGUUGAGAAGAGAAAAAACGCCGAUGUCAUUGAGACAGAGGCAAAACUCUCGGCCGAUAACAAGAGUGGUGAGACCGUGAUUUCUCGCAUCAAAAGCGGCAAAGGAGCGUCACGCAAGUUUCAUUCCAUGACAACAUGGCUUGAGAGUUGGGAGCGAGAAGAUACUUAUGCCGCCCUUGCCGUUGUUUGUGCCGCCGUAUCAGUUGGUAUUGCCUAUAACUGCUACAAACAGUUGACAUAAGAGGAAUCAACACUGGCAGUACUUUUCGGUUGUUCUGAUCACAUAGUUUUAUUUUGCUGUAUCUAGCUUCAAGUUAUGUGAUGCUAUUGCAGUUCCUCUUUGUAUCAAAAUCCUUGAUGUGUGUCCUUUACUAUUGGAGUAUUGGCUGAGGCACUUGUGUUGGGUUAGUAGUUCUCUUCAUCUGUACAUAUAAGAAACCUUAGCCCCAAUAUUCAAAUAAUCUAUUGGUAGUUUGCUUAGGGUAGAAUUUGAUGUGACCCUUUUUUAAAGUUUAUGUAAAGCAUACAGCUUUGGUGUUGCUAGAACUUUUGUUUGUUAAUCUUAAUUCUAAAGUUCUGUUCUGCAUA